Messenger RNA from Symbiodinium necroappetens, 447 nucleotides. Lineage: Eukaryota; Dinophyceae; Suessiales; Symbiodiniaceae. The record is from the annotation of a GenBank genome assembly.
GACUUGGCAUAUGCCGAGCCCAUCUUAGGAAAGGAGAUCAGCUUGGACUUUCUGGACUCGUCUCCCUGGCCCGUGUCCAUCCUGGACAUCUUCCUGAACAUCAACCAGACAGACUUCCUGACCUAUGCACAGUAUGCUGCCCGGAAUCCGGUCAGACCUCCCUCCGUGCUGCUGGAGUCGCUGCACUGGCAGCCUCCGCCGGACCUGGUGCAGAGGCUGUCGCAGGUUCGGACACCAUCCGAUGUCUCAGUGGCUGUUUUCGGCACGCAUGCGACGCUGUCCUUGGAGCCGGUGGAUAUGCUCACACGGUCACAGGGGUUCUUCCGCGUGAAGGCCACCUUCUUCGGCCUCGAGCCACGCUGGUGUGAGAUCCUCGGCCUUUGCAACCAGGGCUCUUCGACAAUCACCCAGCUGCUGCGGGCAGCCGAGGGAGUCUCAGCACCUUAG